AUGAAAGGGAACGAUCCACCGACACUCAUAACAAUCCCAUCAACCACCACCACACCAACGGUCUUCAGGAAGGACACCUCACCUUCUUCUUCUUCUUCUUCUUCUUCUUCUUCUUCUCCAUCAUCCAAAGGCAGAAGCUUUUUGGACAAGACUCGCUACAAGUUCUGGGUUUUAGCUGCGAUUCUCCUGCUGGCUUUCUGGUCCAUGUUCACCGGAUCCGUUACCCUCAAGUGGUCCGCCGGCAACUUAACCCGCCUCUCCGACGACUUGGACCUUCCAUCCUUCGACGAUCUCGAUAUUCUGGAGGUGGAGGAGAGAGAGAAGGUGGUGAGGCACAUGUGGGAUUUGUACACCCAGAGCAGCAGAAGUAGCAGCAAUCGAUUGCCUCGGUUUUGGCAGGAGGCUUUUGAAGCAGCUUACGAGCAUUUGAGCAGUGACGUUGCCCCUGUUCGAGACGCUGCCGUUUUGGAGAUUGCCAAGAUGUCCAUCCGCUCCAUCAUACUCGACCCCUUUCCCCUUCAACUUCAUUCAGCGAGCAAUAGAGAAUUGAAAAAGAGAUCCAAGAAAGAAGAGGAAAGCAACAAGGUAGCUACAGCAGUAGCAAGUAGCUGA
Messenger RNA from Prunus armeniaca (apricot), 612 nucleotides. Lineage: Eukaryota; Viridiplantae; Streptophyta; Magnoliopsida; Rosales; Rosaceae. The record is from the annotation of a GenBank genome assembly.